Messenger RNA from Olea europaea var. sylvestris, 1737 nucleotides. RefSeq names its product glucan endo-1,3-beta-glucosidase-like. Gene Ontology annotation, cellular component: plasma membrane. Gene Ontology annotation, biological process: carbohydrate metabolic process. The transcript has 3 exons. Gene Ontology annotation, molecular function: hydrolase activity, hydrolyzing O-glycosyl compounds. The record is from RefSeq and is a predicted model, not a curated record. NCBI's taxonomy places the organism in Eukaryota, Viridiplantae, Streptophyta, Magnoliopsida, Lamiales, Oleaceae. Bases 140 to 1531 code for a protein of 463 amino acids.
ACGCGAUUCAUCCUCGGCUUCUAACUGUACAAAAAUCUUUCCCCUUCACAAAGAUAAGUACUUUUCACCGCCUAUUCCCCUCAUAUAAAUCAACCAGCCUACAUCAUUUAUCAAGCUUACUGGUAAUAAUUAAGAAACCAUGGAGUUUUCAAACCGACAAUCUUUAUUCUCCGUCCUUUUGUUUGUAUCUAUUCUUUUCGUUCAGCACUUCGCCGCCGUGAAUUCCAUCGGAGUUAAUUACGGUACCCUCGGAAACAACCUUCCCCCGCCGGCUCAAGUUGCGCAAUUCCUCAAGGAGAAAACCACCAUCGACAAAAUCAAGCUCUUUGAUGUGAACCCAGAUAUUCUCCGGGCAUUUGCUGGCACCGGAAUCUUCGUGGCAGUCACUGUUCCGAACGGAGAAAUCCCAAACCUCGUUGACGUCAGGUAUGCUCGUAGAUGGGUGGCUAACAACAUUAAACCGUUCUACCCACAAACUAAAAUCAACUACAUUCUUGUCGGAAAUGAAGUACUCCAUUGGGGACCUCAAAAUCUGGUCGAUAAUCUAGUUGCCGCCAUGAGAAGUCUUCACUCAGCACUCAUUCGAUCUGGGAUUAACGGUGUUAAUGUUACAACGGCUCAUGCCUUGAGUAUUCUUGAAUCUUCCGAUCCGCCUAGUUUGGCCAAGUUCCGGCCAGGUUGGGAUAUCGGAGACCUAGCCCCUACCCUGAAAUUUUUACGGGAAACAAGGUCUCCAUUCAUGGUCAAUCCAUAUCCAUAUUUCGGUUACAGCCCAGAACAGGCAAAUUUUGCACUGUUCAAACCAAACCGAGGCAUACGCGAUAGAUUUACUAAAAGAACGUACACAAACAUGUUCGAUCAGUUGAUCGAUGCAGUCUACGUUUCCAUGAAGAAACUGGGCUAUGGCGAUGUGGAUGUUGCUGUAGGGGAGACUGGUUGGGCUUCUGCUGGGGAUAGUUUUGAACCGAAAUGUACUAUUCCAAAUGCAGCUUCUUACAAUGGGGGUUUGGUGAAGAAGUAUAAUCAAGGAAUUGGGACGCCAUUGUUGCCCGGAAGGAAGUUCGACAUUUAUAUUUUUUCACUUUUUAAUGAAAAUUUGAAGUCUGGUGCUACAUCUGAGAAGAAUUUCGGUUUGUUCCGGCCAGAUUUUACACCUGUUUAUGAUAUUGGUAUCAUGCGAGGAACCGCGGCGGUGCCUAAUAAGCCCACCCCAUCAGCUCCAACACCUUCCACGCCCGUUUCAACACCACCAACACCGGGCAACAAAAAAUGGUGCGUGGCGAAGGCUGAGGCCACCGAUGAACAACUACAGUUGAAUAUAGACUAUGUGUGCAGCCAAGGCAUGGAUUGCGGGCCGAUUCAACCCAAUGGUGCUUGUUUCGACCCUAACACAAAACGGGCUCACGCAUCUUAUGUCAUGAAUUCGUGGUACCAAAGUAAGGGUCGUAAUGAUUUCGACUGUAAUUUUUCGGGCACUGGUGCCAUCGUCAAUUCUGACCCAAGUCAUGGGCCAUGCUCAUUUCUCACUUGAAUGCGGAAGGUGCAAAAGAUGAUUCAGUUUCAUUCAAGAAUGUAUUGUAACUAUUAGUUAUUUAUAUUAGGAGCAAAAGAAUGUUUAUCUUCAUUCCUCAUCGAAUUUCAUUUUCAGAUUUUACAUCGAAUUUGAUUCACUGCUAUGUUUAGAACUUCUAGGAAUUGAAGAAAUAUUCUGUUAUGACAUCUCGAGUUAUUUAUUAA